Molecule: messenger RNA, 5459 nt
Organism: Melanotaenia boesemani (Boeseman's rainbowfish)
Lineage: Eukaryota; Metazoa; Chordata; Actinopteri; Atheriniformes; Melanotaeniidae
Exons: 4
Coding region: 280-4986 (1568 amino acids)
Source: RefSeq, a predicted model, not a curated record
CACAAGCUCCCUGCAGCUGGCUGCAAGCAAAAUCAACUCAGUUCAGAAGUGAUUGUGAGCGCGAGAGGCGCAACGCAGAGAGGACAGACGGGGGAAGAAGUGCGACUUGCUGCACGCUUUUCGCAGCAGGAAUGUAAGCCAUCUGUUGUGUGAGCGAAUGGAUUACUUUUUAGAAAGAGGAACUACUUUCAAAGACUCUGGAUGUUUCAAACGCUUCGACUCUGGAUUGGACUGCGUGAGAAAGAAAGUCUUCCUCCCAAGACUUAGUGGAGGACAAAAAUGCAUUCUUUUGCACAGAUGAAUGGGCAGCAUCAACAGGUUGGACUACCCUCACACGCUUUUCAAGCUGCUGCUCCACUUGCCCAGGAUGCAACGAGAAAUCGAGUUUGGUCUUCAGGGCACACAUAUAAUUACGUAACAAUAAACUCCAGUGUCCAACCAUCAGAGAGGGCUAACGUCACCUCACACAAUGGAGUUUAUUCUAACAGACAGGUGGCAAACUGGCAGAACUCUGCUGCUCCUAAUCGGACAGUAAAUUCUCAAAAUGGUGCAAAGUCUGCUAGUCCUUUACUCCAAAUGAUGCUUCAAAAUGUGCAUUCUGCAGAGAAUUCACAAACGGGACAUUCUCUUACAGCUAUGGAUGGAUUUCCAGCCACUUGCAUUAAAACAUUUUAUCAAAAUUCCGCAAACCAGAAUCCACAAAAUACAAUCAACAAAAACACUACGUACCCCCAGCAAGACGCCGCUCGGCUGCAAAAUUUUCAUCAAAAUUCAGCAAACCAGAGUCCACAAAACACAAUCAAUACAAAUUCUGUGUACCCUCAUCAAGACACUGCUCAGCUACAAACUUUCCAUCAAUAUUCAGCAAACCAGAGUCCACAAAACACAAUCAAUACAAACUUUGCAUAUCCCCAGCAAGACACAGCACGGCUGCAAACUUUUUAUCAAAAUUCAGCAAACCAAAGUCUACAAAACGCAGUCAACACAAACUCUGCUUACCCCCAGCAAGACGCUGCUCGACUGCAAACCUUUUAUCAAAAUUCAGCAAACCAGAGUCCACAGAACACAAUCAACACUACAUACCUCCAGCAAGACAUGUCAUCUUGUAGGAAAUCUUCGACUGCGGUUAACAUAAUACAAAGAACUGGUGUUCAGGCUGGUCGAGUGGCGUCUCAUCUCCAACCAAAAGUUGUUCAGCAAUGUUUGUAUCAAAAUGCAAACAGAGGCCUAACAAAAGGCGUUUCUGCGUACAGUACAGCAGCUGCUUCACUUCCGCAUGAACAAGUAGUUAAUUCCAGCAUGUUGGUUCCUGCUGCAGUACACAACGGACAGGCAGUUCAGGCAGCUCAUAAUCAGAUUCGAAGACAGGAUAACACUGAGCAAAGAUUUCCUCCAAGCUACCUGUCAAGUCAAGGCAUUGCAACCUCUCAGUCUUCUGGAACUAACAGCAUGACAGCACAGCCAUCAAACACACAGACUUUGUGUGCUUCCAACAUGAGUCAAAAAACUCAAGAAAACAAAGGUCUAACAAGCUUUCCAAUUAAGAACUUGACAAAUACUAGCUCUAAAAACAUAAUUAAACAGUUUUUAGCCAGGCACAUGGGUGCAAAUAAGCUUCCUACAUGUCCUAAUGUUGCACCACAGCAAAUCUCCAGACCCAAAGACACCACCGACAGCCAAUGCAUGUCGCCCACUGCUGGAUCCGAUGGUUAUCCUCCUCAUCCUCCUCCUCCUUACAACAUGCACCAGCAUGUUGGCAUGGCAAGACAGUCUAAUUUAAACAUGCAAACUGUAACCCCUGUUUCCUCCUCUGAAGGUUUUAAAAUGAAUGUCAGCCAGUCCUUAUCACGCCACUCUGGACAAUCUUUGCCUCAAAGCAUUGUGUCAAAAGCACUGCACACUGUAAAUGCACAACCUCCCCACAGUUGUUUUCCAGAUGUUUCAAGUGUUGCCACAGUAGAAAAUGAAAGUACAAGAGGUGAGACAGACCAGGCAUAUCUUCCAAACAAUGAUGUGUCCUCAGGAGGGAGCUCAGUUGGAUCGCUAAAUAAUGCACCACAACUGAUGAAUGCAUCUGGAACAGUGUCAUCACAGAGAAUCAUGAACAUAAGAAGCUAUCUAGCAAAACAUCCGGAGACAAUCAAACUUUUGGGGUAUCCCAUUACAGUCCUGCAGAAUGAUGGCUCUUCUCACUCAACACCCAGUCACACAGGUGCAAGGGUUGUUGCUGUUGUGCAGCCAUUGUCACAAGAGAACGGCGCUACCUUUUUGAACACCAAACCCUGUGAAUCCGAAACGAACCCAGAGAAAGACUGCAUUUCACCUGAUGUGGCAAAAAAUAAGGAGGUGGCAUGCAUGACAGAAAAAUCUUGUCUUCAUGCAGGAAAUCCAAAUCAAAAAAGCUCCAUUAAAGCAAAGUCUAAUGUUGCAAUUUUGAACUCUUCAGAUUCAGAGCCUCACAACUUGACCAGUACAUCUGAGCCUGAUGUUGAAGCAGCAGCGCAAAACCCCUCAGAAGUAACAGCAAGCCAGAGCUGUCCAACAGAGCAAAAUAAAAGGGCUACACCUCCCUCACCAACUGUUCCUGAUCUUUCUUCCCUUCCAGCAACCUCUUGGACGACCAAGGAUUUAACAGAAUUAAUACUGAAGAUUGAAAAAGCUCAGAAAAAGGAGGAAGAUGUUUCAAAGCCUCAAUCAGUCAAAUUAGUGCAUACAUUAUGGAAAGCAGGUUUGUCCACAGAUCCUAAUUUCUACAAGCCUGGCUGGCAAAACGAUUUUCUCUCAAAAGUGGAAAAAUAUUGUGAAAUACACGUCACGGAAGAAACUGUUGUACUGUCAGAACUUAAGCAGCACCAACUCAAGGACUACCAUGUUCUUAAAGAUGAUGAAGUCUAUUCAGAACCACCUUACAAAUCGUUGUGGUUGAAUGUAAAUGAUCAGCUAGAUGAUAUUGAUAAAGAAUUUGGCUUCCCUUGGGUUUUCAAGCAUCAUCAAUAUGUGCUUGAUAGCGACAGCCGGAUGGAUCAGGCCGACAGUGUUCCAGAACCAAUUGCAAAUAAGGAGCCAAACGCAGUCUUAACAGAGUCUGAGUCCACUGGCUGGAUUGAAGAAAAACAAACUCCUUCUGUUGAGACUCCCUCAAUUCCACUUGCCUCCCCAAAUGAAUCCGAAAGUGACGAUUUGACCGACUCACCUUACUCAUUUAAGAUUCAUGUUUUAGCCCCAGAUGAAGCCAAAGCGCUAUAUGAGCGAAUAGAAAAAAAUCUGCAUCAGAUUGAUUUUGAGGAACUGACAGGAGCUGUCGUGAAUAAUUCUGCACAGAAUGUGGCACCAAAGAAAAUGGAUGCUGUGAAAGAAUCUGUUGAAUUGAUCAGAUCAACAAGUGACCAGAUUGACCAGAUUUGCUGCCUUGCAAAGCUAAUGGAAAUGCAAUCAGGAUUAAGAAAACCAUCUUUGAAAUGCCAGUGCCAAGAGGAUCAAAGUCAUCCUAAAAAGAACCCUAUUCCUGACACUGAGAGUCCAGGAAAGAGCCAGGAGGACAGCUGUCAAAUUAUAUCAUUAAGUGGCCCAGAGCUUUGCGAGCAAAUCUGUCAUAUCAUUGGCUUAACUGACAACGAGGACAAACACCACCCAUCUACUGAUCAAGAGCCAAUAAUAAUUUCCGAGGACAGCAACAGCGACCAGUCAGAUGUUGGUGGAAGUGACGAAGAUGACUGUCAGUUUAACAGGGAACCCGUCCUUCCAAAUGAGAUGCCAAAUGAGAAAGCAGAAUUUGUGGACGAGUGUGCACAAGAAGCGUUGAAACCAGCAGGAACCAUGCAGUUGAGUGCUUCAGUCAUCAGUGCCGAACAAACUGAAGUUGCAGAAUUGUCCAGCACUGAAAAUGAAGUCAGCUUCCAGAUGCUGGACCAGAAAAAGGACUGCGGAGAAGGGCAACUACAACCUAAAGAGGUGGUAGAGUCAUCGCUACAAUCCAAAGAGGAAACCCAAAUUGAUGAAAAAGUUACCAAUCAAACAUCUUCCAGCUGCCAUCUUGAACAUGGAACUCUUGUAACAAAACAGAAAAGACAAAGCAGUCUUGAUCAGUGUUUCCCAUCCUUAAAGGAAUCAAAGAAAUGCAAAGUACCCGUUGAUCCGGACUUGCAGAAUGUUUCUGAUGUUCAACGUUCAGCCUCAGAAGUAAAAACUGUAGAACUGGUUUUGUUUGGCUCAGCGAAACAUGAAAAAGGUGCUUUAUCAAGGAACACAAAAAGCCACAUUUCCUCUUCAGCGAAGUUGCCGUAUGAAAACACACCUCCAACAGUUCUGUCUGUGAAUCUUAACCAUUUGAGGAGGAAUUCUGUUGAAGCUCCCAGUGCCCCAGAUUACUCUGUCAAAAAGUUAAUCUAUGAAAAAUGGAGGAAAAGCUUGCCACCCAUGAGCCUGUCAAUGGCAAGGGGGCACAGAAAGAAAUGGAAAAUACAAAGAAGUUUUUCUGCCCCUUUGUAUACAAUGAGUCUGAAAAGGAGGAAACAGCCAGUUCCAUCUGAAAUGAUAGUUUCUGAUGGAAAUGGCAAGUGUCGUCUGAAGCGGAAGAGGAGGUCCCUCUCUAACUGGCACAGCCCUAAAGAGGUGAAGAAGAGGAGGUACAGCGUAGUGCUUGGACAGCCUGCUGAUAAGGAGAGAAGCAACACUGAAAAUGAAAGCCAGGAUGCCAUGCCACUCCAGGAGAACAUAGUCUUGAAGUUCAGUGUGUUACCCAACACAUUCAGCUUUAUGGAUGGGUCCACCUGGAGGAAUGAAACUACUAUUCCUGCAUCAGAUAAGGCAGAACUCGCAGAAGAAAAAGAUCGGACCUCCAAUAAAGCUGUUAAGUCAAAAGUACAACAGUGGUAUCCACCACCUCAAAAGCAGUACCAGCUCCCAGUUCCCAGGAACGUCGGCCUCUUCAACGAGUAUCAGAAGAAAUACAAGAAGAAUCAGUCAUCCCCAGAAGAACGGCUGUAAAUGUCUUUUCUCAAACAUUUUUUUUUUAAACAGGCAUGUUCAAGAUUUUUUUGAAGUAUUAUGAUUGUACUGUAAAUAUAAGCUACUGGAGCUGGGUGUUGAAAUGUUUACCUCACUGACUUCUGGGUCACUUGCAGGCCGUUGAGACUUCAAACCUUUUUCUAUGCCAUGUAAUUGUAUUUCAUAUGUGUAUCAGCAUGGUCUAAUGCAUUAUUUGGAUUUCUUUGUCACAUUUUUAUACUAAGAUAUUUUCUAUUUUUUUAUUGUUUCAAUUUUUUAUUUCCUACUUUAAACUCUUUUGUUGGUUAAUGCGAGCUGCCUGCCUACCAGUUCAUGAGUCAUUUUUAUGUAGGACUGAGAAGGCUGGUGGGUAAACAAAUUUUUUGGUCAAAUUAUGUUGAAACUUUAAAGGACUGGCUGGUCAAUGUCCCACAACUUUACUACUCCGGAAAUAAAAUAACUUCUGAAGUUCA